Molecule: messenger RNA, 5691 nt
Organism: Cyanistes caeruleus (blue tit)
Lineage: Eukaryota; Metazoa; Chordata; Aves; Passeriformes; Paridae
Source: RefSeq, a predicted model, not a curated record
AACCUGGAGGGCAAAACCUGUCAGAAUGUCUGAAACUAUUUAAAAUCCGGGUGUCUGGAAUGUAACCAUGUGAGGAGGGGGCUGGCUGUUUCUCUGAGCUUGGUUAUUGUCUUGCUGCAGUGCUUUUAACUGACUAAAAGCCACCUUGGUGACUUGCUGGUUCUUAUUGUCCAAUGAGAGAUUUAUCAGCAAGUCUGUUGUGUGAUUUUUAAAAUAUUUUUAAGGAAAUAAUUUAUAGGUGCCUUUGUGCAGAAGCGUUUGGCUCUGCAGUGCUAGAGCUGAGAAUUCUGCAGGCUGGCCUUCAGCUGAGGCCCACUCUGAAAUUUCUGGUCCCUGCAAUCCUUUCCACCUGACUUUUUUAUCUUCACUGAUUCUUUUUUCAGUAAUGAGGGACUUUGUGGCACUCCUUAAAACACUUCACACAUCUUUGUGUUCCAGGAAGCCUUUGGAAAGAGCUGUAGAUCUCAAUAAUGUGCCAGUGAAAUGGAGGCCCAGGGCUGCCUGUUGGAAGUAUUGCUAGAAAUAUUACACCAGCACGUGUUCAAGUGUUCCAUCAGGCCUCUCUCAGGAUAAUAAAACACCCAUUUGGCAGCUGGGGGCAGGGGAGAUGAUUUUCCUUUGGGAAAUGUCCCUUCUGAGCGCUGGUGAUGUCACAGGGUGACCUGCAGCCCUGGCUGCUGCUGAGGCACGCUGAGCUCAGUACAUUAAUCAGAAAUGUUGUUGUGAGGACCCUCAGCACACUCAAGGAACUGAUUGCAGCACCCCCACGUGAGGUGCUGGUCAGGGAACUCUGGUUCCUGACAGUGACACCAGGGGAUAAAUUUAGAGGCUGUAAAAGGAAAUGGUGCUGUCUCUUCUCUUUGCCAAGGUGAACGUGCUUGCAGCUCCUCAGCGGCAUGGUGUUCUCUGGAGUCCCCAGGCACAGCCAAGCAGUGGCUGAGAGAUUUUCUGCCCUCACUGCUCAUUUUUGAUGAAAGGAUCAAGUGCCUUUAUUGUGACAGUUCUUCUGUAGUGUGAUUUUGGUCUUUGCAGAGUGUGAUUUGGGCUGUAUUCGAAUUGUAGUGUUUGUUUAUUCAUUGUGGCAGUGCUUGGAAGGCACAAACAGGUGGGAGGGUGACUUGUUAGAGCAUCACGUGGGGAUGGGCCUUUGGCCAAAGCUGUGAGGAAAUCAAGUGUUCCUGGGAGAAACCUGGAAUUUCUGGGACACAGAACGUCUCAGGACAACGAGUGGGCGCUUCAGUGUUUGCCUUUCUCAGCCCUUGCUGUUGCUGUAUUGAAAUCUGAGAGUUGCUAAGAAUAACCCCGAGUUCCCUGCAGCCAGGUUUGGUGCCCCACUGGCAGGACGGGAGCUCAGCCUCACUUCCUGUGGCCGUAGGUGAGAGCCAUUGCUCCAGCUCUAGGACGGGCUCUUGCUGGGGUGUCCUGGAGGAGCUGGAAGGUCAGAUCCUCGGGGUCAGCGAUGUUGGAGGCUCACCAUGGGCUCAGGGAAGGCUCCUCUUAGCUCUGCUCACGCUUGGGAGUCGCUGAGCCGUGGGACGGGCAGAGCAGGAUCACGGGCUCAGUGUUCAGCUCAACUUCUGCAAUUCCAGUAGCAGUUCCUCAUUCCAUCCCAUCAAAACCCAGGUGACCAUUCCAACAGCCCACGUUAUGCCUUCCACGCUGGGUGCCUCGCCCUCCAAGCUGUGCCCUGCAGGGGACCAGGGCUGCUCCCAGAGCUCUGCCAUGCCAGCCUCUGCCCCUGACCGCCCAGGACUCACCAGGAACGGGGACUUGAACGCCGGGAAGUCCUCUCAGGUGCCACCCAGGGACCUCCUGCGUCUCUACAGGGCUUCGGGGGAGAACGGCUGCGAGCGCUCCUGGCCUCCUGCUGCUGAUCACACGAGGACAGAAGACGCCUGGAAGUUUGACACCCCUGCCAUCGAGCAGACCCUUAACCAGUCUCUCUUUCUGGACAGUGUGUGCACUGACCCUCUGCACAGGUGCCAGAAGUUCAACCCAAGCUCUGAGGCAGGGAAGGACCAUUACAAGGUGCUGCCAGAGAGCAAACAGGCGCCAGGGGCCAACGGAGCCUGCGAGCCCCGGGACGGGACGUGGCCCAGCGGGAGCAGGCUGAUGCCAGCGGGACUCCAGGCCAACAAUUUCUAUUCAAAACCUGUAGUAGCUCCCCCAGCCCGAGCGUGGGUGCAGGAGGGCUGCACACUGCACCCCCACCAGGGAGUCUGUGAGCUCAGUGCCUGGAAACAGCAGCUGGACAAAGUGAGGCUGCAGGUGGAGCAGAUGCAGUUACAAAAUGGAGGCACCUGCCCCCAUUCCUCCUUGUAUUCCCCAUCCCUGCCUGCACCUGACCCAGCUCAGUGGAUCAAUAUCCUCAACUCCAAUGAAAACCUGCUCAAGGAGAAAGAGCUCCUCAUCGACAGACAAAGGCAGCACAUUUCCCAGCUGGAGCAGAAGGUCCGGGAGAGCGAACUGCAGGUUCACAGUGCCUUGCUGGGCUGCCCAGCCACCUAUGGAGACGUCUACAUGCUGAGGAUGCAGGAGCUGCAGAGGGAGAACACCUUCCUCCGAGCACAGUUCACAGAGAAAACAGAGUCCCUCAGCAAGGAGAACAUUGAGCUGGAGAGGAAGCUGGCUGCUGCAGAGGUGGAUGUGAAGCUGGUCCGGGAGUCGCUGAAGGAAACGGUGCAGAAACACGCAGAGGAGUUAAAGAAGCAGGAAGAAAGGGUAAAGGGAAGAGACAAACACAUUAAUAACCUUAAAAAGAAAUGCCAGAAGGAAUCUGAACAAAACAAAGAGAGGCAGCAAAGAAUCGAGACCCUGGAACGAUACCUGGCUGAUCUUCCAACUCUUGAGGACCACCAGAAACAGAGUCAGAAGCUGAAGGAAUCUGAACUGAAGACUACUGCCCUGCAGGAAACAGUGCUGGCACUGGAAUCAGAGCUUGGAGAUGUCCAGGCUGCUUUCAGGGAGCAAGAGCUGCAGCUGGAAACCCAAAAACACAAAGAGAUGGAGCUUCUGUCCACUGUGCGCAGCUUGCAGGACAAGUUGCAGCAGCAUGCAAAGAAUGCAGAGAGAGGACCCCCUUCUCAGGAUGGAGAGAGGCAGAAAUUGGAACAUGACUCUCUGAAGAAGGAGUGUGACUGCCUCAGGAAGAUUGUGGACAAAAAGCAGAAGAAGAUGGAGCAGUUGUCCUUGCAAGUCAAGAACCUGGAAGAACAGGUGGCCCAGGAAGAGGGGACAAGCCAAGCUCUGAAGGAGGAGGCGAUGAGAAGGGAAAACGCUCUGCAGCAGCUCCGGGCUGCCGUGAAAGAGCUGUCCGUGCAGAACCAGGACCUGAUCGAGAAGAACCUGACGCUGCAGGAGCAGCUCCGGCAGGCCCAGCUGACGGCCCAGCCCCUGCCUGCUGACACAGCCCACCUGGCCCAGGAGCUGCACGGGGAGCUGGCCAGCUGCCUGCAGGAUUUACAGUCUGUCUACAGCAUUGUCACCCAGAGGGCUCAGGGCAAGGACCCCAACCUCUCUCUGCUCCUGGGCAUUCACUCUGUGCAGUACCCUGUGAAGGAGAAGGAUGACCUGCUGAGCCCUGAUGGACUGGCCAAGAAACUGGUGGAGGUAAAACAGCUUCACAAAGAGGUGGAGGACUUGAGGACUGCGAUAUCUGACAGAUACGCUCAGGACAUGGGAGACAACUGCAUCACCCAGUAAAGAACACUCCCAAAGUAAGACAGGGAAUGAAGACUUGAAACUCUCAGGAGUCUUGUGCUCCUACAACCCUAAACCUAUUCAGCACUUUACCAUCCCUCUGCUCAGGUACAGGAUGUGUGACCUGCCUGAUCUGUGAGGAAUCAGGAGGUUUGGCAGGAGUGUUCAGCUGCUGACUGGCUAACUGGGAUAAUUCAGGGCUUUGGUGUCAGGCUUUGCAGUAGCUUUGAUCUUGUGGAAUCUGUUUUAUGCUGUGUUUGCUGGAGCUGCUGUGGUCUCUGAUGCUGGGAGAUGAAUUCUGACUUGCCUUCCAGGCAUGUCAAAUGCUGAACAUGCAAAUGUGACGGUUAAAAUCACGGCUAAAAGGGAAAUGCAUGCCCUGGUCUUGCUGAUAGCCUCCCUGUGCAGGUCCUGUGUGACCAGAGGGUUAUCAGAGUGUUUGUGGGCUAUCUGGAUUCCACAGGCAGGCAGGUGUGCCAGUUACACUCCUGGCAUUUACAUCGAGGUGCUACUGCCUUGGAUUGAUGGAGCAGGACCUGCUUUCAUCAGGUAAAUGCAACCAGUGUCUUUCAGCAGCCAGCAUGAGUUGAGGAAUAAAGCAACACUAAAAGACUCUGAAACCCUCCCCCCUGGGCACUGUUACCCCAGAAGCCUUAAGCUUUUUGUCCCCCUGAAGCAGCACUGGGAGUAGUGGGCUGUGAUUCAGACUGCAGAGGAAGUGGAUUGAUGCUCAGGUGCCUUAAUGAGCUGGAAGAACCCUCUGCCCCCACUCUGCUCUGUGCCCAAGGCAUCCACUGGCGGGUGAGGAGCUGCUCUUCCCUCUCACAGCCUUUUAGAGCCAUCACAAACAAUCCUGGGGAGCUCCAAGUGUCUGUGGCCCCUGCCAGAGCCUCUGUGCCCCUGGGGACACAUCUCUGCUUUACUGGGAGAAAGCCAUACUGGUCCCAAUGAGGGAGCUCUUCCUGCAAGGCAGUGGCCACUUGGGCUUUGUCACAGCCCUGUCCCUCCUUCCCUGCUCCUCUGCAAGUAAUGGGAUUUCUAAAUCCCAUUGUGGGAUCAGUUUCACUGCACCACAACCCUCCCUAACCUCAGUUACAGCUUUACAGUACAGAGUCCGAGGGUGGAACCUUAGUUUUCAUCUUGAGAGCAAGAUACCAAGUUAUGAGAGGGGGAAAAAUCCUGCUGACAUUUGUGUUGUUUGGCUGCUCUUGGUUCAUGUUGGGGCUGCGAGCCCUGGGUUUGGCAGAAAUGUUUUUGUUAUUCCUUUGUGUUAAAAUUUUAAGACCAAAUCUGUUUUGUUCUUAGUGUUUGGCCACCAUGGGGAAUGGUGACAAGGAACUGGGUUGGUUUGUCCCUCACGAGGAGCAGUGUGUGCCUGGCAGUGUCUGUCUGUCUGUCUGUCCGUCCUGCUCUCCCUGGGUGUUGUUGUGUUCCUGGCUGUGUCUGUCCCUGGGCUGCUGGUGCUCUGGACUGAGCAAAACACAUUUCCAGGGUUAUUUGUGAUGCUGUUUGUCCUGAGUGCCGGGAGCUCUGCUGGCUCCUGCAGGUUCUUCGGGGGUUUGGGCACCAUCUCUUCCUCCCGUUUGCUUUGGAGGUGCAAGAUCUCCUCCAUGGGUGCUGUGAGGGGACAGGUUUGCCCUCUGCCCCUGCAGAGGUGGUUCUGAGAUGAGAUUUUUUGUGGCUGGAACCACCUCAGCUGUUGCCCAGGUCCCGUGUCCCCUCCAUGGGCACAUUUCCUCUCCUCACCUUGCACAGCGGAGCCCCUCUGGCCCAGAGGGUGAUCCCAUGUGCCCUUUGCUGCUGCUGCAGGGGAAAUCUUGGGCCCUUUGCUGCAGAACCCACGGGGACAGGACACUGUCCCCUCCCUGUCCCCCCUUCCUCGUGCCUCGCAUGUCCCCCCGCUCCCUGGGCUCUGUGUCUUUGUGCCAGCCUCUGUCUCACCGCUUGUUUGUACCGAGGAUUUGGAGAAUCAAAUAAAGCUGCUCUGACCCA